Messenger RNA from Phlebotomus papatasi, 2461 nucleotides. RefSeq lists its product as uncharacterized. Gene Ontology annotation, molecular function: DNA binding. The transcript has 2 exons. The record is from RefSeq and is a predicted model, not a curated record. NCBI's taxonomy places the organism in Eukaryota, Metazoa, Arthropoda, Insecta, Diptera, Psychodidae. Bases 239 to 2299 code for a protein of 686 amino acids. Gene Ontology annotation, cellular component: nucleus.
UAAUAUUUACCGUGAAAAUCUUUUGCUCGAAGGAGAUCGUUUUUGUAGGUUUAGGAAAAUUCACAAAAUGUACCACCUUUGCAGGUUAGAAAAUUGAAUUUUGUUGCUUCGUAAAAAAAUCUGUCAAAAUUGACAUUACGACAUUUGUUGUUGUUGUUGCUUUUUUCUUUGACAGUGGAUAUUGUGUUUUGGAUUAGUGAAAAAAAUUGUCUGUGAAAAAUCUUUUGAUUUCGAAAAUAUGGGAAAAUCAAGAACAAAAUACGACAGAAUUAAAGGUGAAAGAGAUGAGGAAGUUAUGCAGGUUGCUCUACAGCAGAUUGUAUCAAACAGGCUGAGAAUCAAAGAUGCUUCCGUGAUGUUCGGAAUCCCAAAGACCACCUUGUAUUCCAGGCUGCAAAUAGUUAAAAAGCAAUUGCCGGAGUCGCAGGAGGUGUCUCUGAUGAUGGGGUUAAAGAAGAAGGACAUGAUAAACAAAUUUGCGUCACGGCAAAUUUUCACCAUGACCCAGGAAAAGAACCUUGUGGCUUAUCUAUUGGCCGCCUGCAAGCUCAAUUUUGGGCUUACACUACAAGCAACCCGAGAGCUGGCAUACCAAUAUGCAAUCAGCGUUGGUCAGAAGGUUCCGGAAAGUUGGGAGAUAAACAAGAAGGCUGGACAGGCAUGGGCCUAUUGGUUUCUGAAGAGACACAGCGAAAUUUCUCUACGAAAACCAGAAGCAACUUCCAUUGCAAGGAACUCGAGCUUUACACGAGCGAAUGUGGAAAUUUUCUUUAAAAAUCUGGAAGAAAUCAUGAAGCAACACGAAUUUGAGCCUGCCAGAAUAUUUAAUAUGGAUGAAACAGGACUCAGUACUGUACUUCAACCUCCAAAGGUUUUGGCAGAUAAAAAAGCUAAACAAGUGGGGAAAUGCGUCACGACAGAACGAGGGGAAUCCAUAACAAUUUGCGCAUUUGUUAAUGCGGCUGGUGAAAGUAUUCCUCCAGUCUACCUUUUCCCUAGAAAGAAAACCCAUCCAGAGUAUAUGGAAGGUAGUCUGGAGGGGUCUAUCGCAUUCUACAAUGAUAGAGGAUAUAUGGAUUCGCCCACGUUUCUUAAAGUCCUUGAUCAUUUCAAAAAUCAUACUUUUGCAUCGACAAAUAAUGAAAUCUUGCUUAUUCUUGACAAUCAUGCAUCCCACUUGUCUCUGGAUGCAAUAAAAUUUUGCAGAGACAGUGGGAUACACAUGCUGACUCUUCCACCGCACACUAGCCACCGAACACAACCGUUAGAUCUCAGUGUCUUCGGCCCAUUUAAGGCCUACUGUGCGAGCGCUUUCGAUUCUUGGAUAUCAGCAGGAGGUGGCAAUCGAGUAAAUCUACGUAAUAUUGCCAGACUCUCUGCAGAACCACUCCGAAAAAGCAUGACAUCCAAGAAUAUCAAGGCAGGGUUUUUGAAGAGUGGAAUUUAUCCCUUGAACAGCGCUAAGUUGCUUUCAUCCUUUGAGCCAACUAAGUACGAGUCCACGUCGACGGAAGUUUGUCGCAGCGUGUCAGGAGACAACCUUGGAAAUAUAUCAACUUCAUCAUUUUCAACGGCUUCAACAGCAAUUAUUCCAAAAAUCGCAUUUUCCCACGAGGCCACUACUCAAGUAAGAAUUCCUCCUGAAAUCAUUAAUGAAGAAAGUAUUCCUAAAUUUCAUCAUCGUGAAGAAUAUGCAGAGUACAAUGAGCAAGAUAGAUUCCCUCAAGACUUCCAGGAAGAGGUCUUUCCUGAACCUCCUCAUCAUAGAGAGCAUAACGAAAAAAUGAUUCCCGUCCAGAGCUUUGUGUCACAGCAGGAGUCGAUCUCAUUCGAUGAUCAAAUUCUAGAUUUAUCUACUCCACGCCAAGAAGCAUAUGACUGUAAAAUGCUAACAGUUGGUCCUAAGAAGAUUUUCCCUAUAGCUGAUGGUCCAUUCGAUCUUUCUAAAUCAUCCAAUUUAAAUGUGGUUCCUCAACAUUCUGAGCUUACAUUUGGAGGCUUGGAAGUGCUCCGGCCACUUCCAGCCCCUCCCAGCAAGUCAAACCAAUCUACACGUAAUAAAACAAUGCAGUCUGUUAUAGCCACUGGAUCACCGGAACUUCAAAGAAAGAAGCAGAUGGCUAUGAGGAAACGGAUCAAGGACGAAAAGAAGGAAAUAAAUGACCAAAAGAAGAUUCAGAAAAAAGGCACUGCAAGAGGUGUCAAAAGGACGAUUAUGCCUGAUACGGAGUUGCCAGUAGUCCCACAGAAGAAACGAGGACGACCUCGUAAAGUACCUCUGGGAGAAAUUUCAAAGUAAAAAUAUCCUAGAUGCUAAUACUUACAAGCUGUAAAAGUAUAUUAUUCAAUAUUAUCUCAAAUUUGGGUUUGUAUUUACUUAUUUUGAGUUACAGAAUUGGAUGUAAAAUGGAUUGUUAUCACAGCGAACACUUUUUCUCAAUAAAAAUAAUGUUGAAUAUCA